This is a messenger RNA of Paraglomus brasilianum, 537 nucleotides long. Lineage: Eukaryota; Fungi; Glomeromycota; Glomeromycetes; Paraglomerales; Paraglomeraceae. The record is from the annotation of a GenBank genome assembly.
AUGUCUCAUCCGGUAAUCACACUUCUUCACAACCCUAAAUAUUCUCUCCUGUUCGCUGUUACUUUCUAUUUUGUCCUUGUGUUCAUACCCCUCCACUUCACUCCAUCCGUGCGGCCCCUCUCACCUUCAAUCGAAGUGAAAGCAUUGAAAACAUUCAAUACAGAUGUCACUGAAGACAAGAGAAAUGAGGUGGAGGAGAGAGUAAUUAUAUCCGUUGAGCUUGAGAUUGAUGCGAGUCCACUGUUUACUAUGUUUACAAGAGCCGUGUGGGUUGGCCUUCUGGCCGAGUACAAGUCACAUGAUAAGAAUAUGCACCAAGUCAUGUUGUGGUCAACGACAAUGGAAUCACGACAUGAUGCCUACGUCAGAAAAUCAAUAAAGAGAUCGGGAUUCAAUCAUAUUUGGCCUAGUUUUAGAGGGAUGAAUAUGUCAGUCGCAUUGACAUAUUCCGUGGCAUCGUACUUUGGAAUGUAUGCUCGCGGGAGAGUUGAUCCAGAGGUGAAGAGAGAGUAUCCAUUCCCAGAUCCAUAUGGGUAG